AUGGCUAGUAAAAAAGGAAAGGUCGCUGCUUCUAAUGACGUUAGUCUAGAUCAGCUUUUCCAGCAGCUAGCACAAGAAACUAAGCACUUGUCUAAACCAGAGGAAAAUAGCUUGUCCAAUAUUGAGAAGGAAAUUGAGAGUUUGCCUAAGAUAGAAAGUGAAUUGGAAACCCAAAUGCAAGAAGCUAUCAAGUCAAAAAGUGAGGAUGUUGUUAAGCUUAAUGAUCCAAUAACGCAUAUCAGAAAAACUGUCGUAGACAAAGACGCAGACUCCGGCUCCAAGUGGUUCAACAUGAAGAAACCCGAAAUGACGGCUGAGAUCAAAAGGGACUUGAUGGUUUUGAAGAAUAGAAGUGUUUUGGACCCAAAAAGACAUUACAAGAAAGAGAAGUGGCAGAUCCCCAAAUUUUUCCAAACAGGGACAAUCGUUGAAGGCAACACGGAGUUUUACUCUGCUCGUAUGGCCAAGAGAAACAGAGGUAGAACUUUGGCCGAAGAGAUUUUGAAUGACGACAUUGCCUCCGAUUAUUUCAAGAGAAAGUACAGCGAGAUCCAAAAGCAAAAGCGCAGUGGAGGAAAGGCACACUACAAGAAGAUCAAGGAGAAGAGAAGAGGUUUUUAA
Molecule: messenger RNA, 621 nt
Organism: Clavispora lusitaniae ATCC 42720
Lineage: Eukaryota; Fungi; Ascomycota; Pichiomycetes; Serinales; Metschnikowiaceae
Biological process (GO): RNA processing
Cellular component (GO): nucleolus
Molecular function (GO): RNA binding
Source: RefSeq, a predicted model, not a curated record